AUGCCUCUCAUCGAGUCUGAUGCGGCCGGCCCGUCGACCGAGCAACCUCAGCGACUGCCUUUUCCACCCGUCACAUACUCGCACAUUCUACAUUGUUCCUACGACUAUUGGCAACCAAAAUACCGCGCUCUCGUACCGAAGUCCCGAAUCAUUCCCUUAACACCCGCUUUCGUUUCCUACCUUCAUGCAGACGGAAUUGUCCUCCCACCAGAAGAUACCCCGCCAACCAACGAUGACGAUCUCGAUGAGUUUUCAGAUGAUUCCGACGUCGAGGAAGAGUCAGACCCCUCGAAAGACUGGGAGGAUAUCCAUUCCCAAAUCAAGUCCACAAUCGCGGAGUUGGACGGCAAAGUGACCCCCAAAUUAAACUGGAGCGCACCCAAGGACGCCACCUGGAUGGCCGCAACAAACGACAUGCAAUGCCGCACUCCAAAUGACAUCUACCUCCUCCUCAAAAGCAGCGACUUCAUUACCCACGACCUAGAACACCCAUUUGACGACUGCGUCCCCGAUACUUCCUACUCACCGAGCCCCAUGCCCAGUCUCCCGCAGGUCAAUUACAACCUCAUCCUCCGCCAAUACGUCAACUUCAACCCCUCACUUGAGUUCCGAUGCUUCGUGCGUAACAGGGUGUUACUCUGUAUGUGCCAGCGGGACCAGAACCACUUCGACUUCCUCUUCCCCAUGCGCGACUCUCUUCGCUCCCGCAUCCAGUCCUUCUUCGACGAAAAGCUCAAAGACACAUUCCCAGACUCAAGCUUCGUCUUCGAUGUCUACAUCCCACCACCACACCAGCGCGUGUGGCUCAUCGAUAUUAACCCCUGGGCGGAGCGCACAGAUCCACUACUAUUUAGUUGGCUAGAGGUCCUGCGAAUGAAAGACCCAGUCGGUAUUCAAGAAGAGGAUGACAGCGCCGAACAGUUCGUCCGCCUGUCUCUCAACGGAAAUAACUCUGAUCUACCCGAAGAAGCCGAAGGCGAUACGUCUGGGUCAGAAGAAGAAGAAGCAGAGCACAUAGAAGAUGAUGACACCCCAUUCCUAUCGGAAUUCCGACUCGUCAAGCGUGACGAUCCGGAAGCCUACGCCUUCACAACACCUCAGUACUCAGCGCAUAAAAUGCCCAAGGAAGUUGUCGACGCCUCGAUCUCUGGCCCUGGCGGCAUGAGUGAAUUUCUGGGUCAAUGGCAGGAUAUCAUCGCGCGGCAAGCUCAGGAAUCAGAUACGGAGAGUGAUCAUUAA
Aspergillus puulaauensis is the source of this 1239-nucleotide messenger RNA. RefSeq names its product cell proliferation protein CDC123 (gene cdc123). The transcript has 2 exons. NCBI's taxonomy places the organism in Eukaryota, Fungi, Ascomycota, Eurotiomycetes, Eurotiales, Aspergillaceae. Bases 1 to 1239 code for a protein of 412 amino acids. Gene Ontology annotation, cellular component: cytoplasm. The record is from RefSeq and is a predicted model, not a curated record.